Zingiber officinale is the source of this 1822-nucleotide messenger RNA. Its product is annotated as pentatricopeptide repeat-containing protein At2g30100, chloroplastic-like. The transcript has 2 exons. The coding region runs from base 59 to 1546 and encodes 495 amino acids. The record is from RefSeq and is a predicted model, not a curated record. Gene Ontology annotation, molecular function: protein binding. Lineage: Eukaryota; Viridiplantae; Streptophyta; Magnoliopsida; Zingiberales; Zingiberaceae.
UGAUUCAAUCCAUAAGCACUGGGAGAGUCGCCGGAGGGGAGACCGGAGACCAAGAUCGAUGGCGCUCUCUCCUCCCAUCGGCACUCCCCUCUCCUUCUCCUCUUCGGCCCUCAGCCAACGCCCCCUCCUUCUCCGCCGCCUACCUCACCAACAGUUUUAUCCCCCUUUCGCCCACCCUAAUCCUGUCCCCAAUUCCCGCUUCUGGUCUUCCCGCAUCAAGCCUCUCGAAUCCGUCCGAUUCGACCGCCUCCUCAUCAGACACGCCGAGGAGGAGAUGGGGGAAGGGUUCUUCGAAGCGAUCGAGGAGCUGGAGCGCAUGGUGCGGGACCCCUCCGAUGUUCUCGGCGAGCUGGUCGAGCGGCUGUCGGCCCGGGAGCUGCAGCUGGUGCUGGUUUACUUCGCCCAGGACGGGAGAGACUCCUACUGCGCGCUCGAGGUCUUCGAUUGGCUGCGCAAGGAGAACCGGGUUGACGCGGAGACGAUGGAGCUCAUGGUCUCCAUCGCCUGCGGCUGGAUGGAGAGGCUAAUUGGUGGGGAGCACGAGGUUGGGGACGUGGUCGCGCUGCUCAAUGAGAUGGACUGCGUGGGGCUCGAUCCGGGGUUCAGCAUGGUGGAAAAGGUGGUGUCUUUGUACUGGGAAAAGGGGAAGAAGAACGAAGCGGUGGCCUUUGUCAAGGAUGUUCUGAGACGUGGGGGAGUCGGCAGCAGUAGGAUUGAAGAUGGUGGAGUGGGCGACAGAGGGCUAGUUGGGUAUCUCGUGUGGAAGAUGAUGGUAGAUGGAAAUUACUUGGAAGCAGUUCAAUUGGUUAUUGAUUUUAAAGAGAAUCAGUUAAAACCUGAAGUCUAUAGUUAUGUAAUUGCAUUGACAGCACUUGUUAAAGAGCAAAAGGAGUUCUCAAAAGCAUUGCGAAAAUUGAAAGCUUCAAUAAAGACUGGCGCAAUUGACAAACUGGAUGUUGAAAAUCUCAGCAGCAUUGAGAAAUAUCAGUCGGUCCUCAUAAGCAAUGGAAUUCUUUUGUCCAAUUGGGCACUGCAGGAGGGUAGCUCCAUGGUCUCCGGAGUUGUUCAUGAGAGGCUUCUUUCGCUAUAUACAUGUGCUGGUCUUGGACUUGAGGCGGAGCAGCAAUUAUGGCUAAUGAAACUCUCUGGCAAGGAGCCUGACAGGGAGCUAUAUGAUGCAGUUCUGGCAACUUGUGCUUCACAAAAGGAAACGGGUGCGGUUAAUCGGCUGCUUGCUGGGGCAGAGGCUAUGAGUGCCGGGUUCAGGAAGAAGACAUUUUCAUGGCUUCUACGAGGGUACUUGAAAGGAGGGUACAACUUAGAUGCUUCAGAAACGCUCAUAAGGAUGCUUGAGUUGGGCUUAUGCCCAGACUACUUGGAUCGGGUUGCUGUUUUGCAAGGACUAAGAAAGAGCAUACAAGAAUCUGGAAACAUAGAGCCCUAUAUUAAGCUUUGCAAGCUCCUCUCGGACAAAGGUCUCCUAGGUCCCUGUCUUUUAUACUUGUACAUAAGCAAAUAUAAGUUAUGGAUUCUGAAAAUGCUAUAGAAGGUUUGAUCAAAGGAAACCGAUGUACCAACAAAUGUUUAAAUUCAGCUUUGGCGUUAAGUUGUAAAGAAUGAGGCGUCAAAGGGUAGAGAUUGGUGGCACAUGUACAGGAAUAAACCUAAUGGAGUUUUCAAUAAGAUUUCACAAGGAUCAUUGUUUUCUUUGUAAUUCCAGUCAUUGCUGUAUCUUGUAUAGUUGGAUUCUUCAUGGAGGUAUAGUGCGAAUGUGAUUUCUAAAUUGUUCAUUUUGUAUCAUUAACUGGUUUCUCUUUUGCUA